AUGCGCUUGACUUACUUCACAUUGUGCAUCCUUUUGGCGCAUCUUACUUGUGCAGCGAACGCAGCCUUGCCUCCUAUCAAGGAUCCAGCUUCCUACGUCGACACCCUCAUCGGCACUCUGAAUGGCGGCAAUGUCUUCUCGGGCCCAUCUACCCCCUUCGGUAGCAUCAAACCCGGUCCUGAUUCGGAUGCGCCCAGCAACCAGGCUGGCUUUGUAUCCGAUGGCUACUCGCAAAUAUUCGGUAUCAGUGCGCUUCACGACGAUGGCACCGGGGGUAGGGCUUCCCUCGGCAUGUCUUCGCUGCUUCCGCAGUACUGCCAACUCAACACCGAAGAGCACUUGUCGGGCUGCAAAUGGACAAGAAGUGCUCGAAGAACUAACAUCACUCAUUCUUCCGUCAAGAGCGCACCUGGAGAGUUCUACUUUUCACUGUUUUCUGGCAUCGACGUCAGCAUGGCUGCCGCAGAUCAUGCUGUCAUCUACAACUUUGACUUUUCCGACGCCAUCAAUCGAUUCUCAUGGUCAUCUCCGUCCCACUCAGUCGAGCAGAGAUCAGCAUCAAUCUCCACCAAAAGGGCGAAUAACUUGCAACCGGUCAUCGUAUUUGACUAUAUGACCGAUCUUCAAGGUAGCGGCCGUGCGCCCAACAAUACACUUAACACGGCGUCCUUUGUCCUUCCAGCUACACCGUAUUCAGCUGCCACCGAAGUGACCCGUAUUGAGACCAGCGCCACUUUUUCGCCUUCUUUCGGCGUCGGCAACUUCACCGUCUAUACCUGUCUCGACGUGCCCCUGGUCCAGUCUCUGGGAACGUAUCAGAUGGAAACCUCGUCGCCGGAAGUAGAGGAUCUUACCGAUAUCUACGGCGAAGCAGGUGUCAUUCUUACCGUUGACCAAGAUCGGCUUGGUUCGGCAGCCUAUAAUGGCAUACUCCCUGUUCGUAUGGGCAUAAGCUGGACGUCGACACGUGCUGCUUGCAAGUACGCCGCUUCCGAGGUUUCCGAUUUCCCCUCCACCACCUCACUCACAUCCACCGUUGCACGAACUCGUUCUAGAUGGAACAGCCUACUCAGCGAUUCUCUGACCAUCUCUCAUCAAGGCAUCAACGAAGACGAUCUCACGCUCUUCUACUCCUCCCUCUAUCGCACUUUUCUAUCGCCGAACAACGUCACAGGUGACAAUCCACGCUUCGAGACAAGUAAACCUUGUUACGACUCACUCUACUGCAUCUGGGAUAGCGCACGCACCGUGCACCCACUGUGGACGCUGCUCGCACCUCGAGUACAAGCAGAAGUAUUGGAAGCGAUAGUAGAAAUCCAGAAGCAUGAAGGGUGGCUACCCGAUUGUCGAAUGUCGACCAACCCAGGCUUUACGCAAGGUGGAAGCAACGCAGAGAUGAUGCUGAGCGAUUCGUUUGUCAAAGGCAUUCUGAGCACCGACAAAGCGUUUUGGGAGGACGCGCUGACGGCGAUGCUCACUGAUGCUCAACUCGAACCUCCAUCGUGGGGGUUGGUGGGAAGAGGUGGUCUCGCCGCCAGGGCUAAGCUGGGCUAUGUUCCACGAGGCGAUUCGGGUUCCCCGAAAGUACCCAACUCUACACCCGGACGCACAGCCUCGCGCACAAUUGAGUACGCAUAUAACGAUUUCAGCAUCGCCCUCGUCUCGGCGGGCUUGAAACGUCGACGACUUUACGACACCUACUCUCGCCUCAGCAAGGACACAUUCAACCUUUGGAACUCUUCCAUCGUCUCGGACGGCUUCACCGGAUUCCUACAGGCGCGGAAUGAAGACGGCUCGUGGGCGUAUCAGGAUCCACGUCGUUGUUCGCCUGCACUCGAACCGAUGGGCUGCUUUCUCGAUCGAGGUGAAGGGCACGAUUUUUACGAAGCCAGCAGUUGGCAGUAUUCCUUCUUUGCCCCACACGACAUGGCCACCGUCGUAAAACUGAUGGGUGGGCAUCGACGUUUUUUAGAACGAUACGAUCAUAUGUGGCACUCGCGUUAUGCGGACAUCGGCGAUGAACCCGGCUUUCUUGCUGCGUUUUCAGCCAACUUUGCUCGCGGCGGCUACUCGCAUACUGUCGACAAUGUCGUCUCACUGAUCCGAUCCAAGUUCAACACCACCAGAUCAGGGCUGGCAGGCAACGACGAUGUAGGAGCUAUGGGGAGUUUUGUCGUCUGGACCCACCUCGGGUUCUUUCCGGUCGCAGGUACCGGUGUGUACCUGCUCAGCACGCCUCUUCUCAGCGCGUACGAAAUCAAGAACCAGUUGACGGGUAACACCUUUCGCUUGACAACCAAGGGUUUCGACGGAGCGAGCAAGAACAGGUACAUCACACGAGCACGCCUAGACGGCAAGGAAUAUACCAAAGCUUGGCUCUGCCAUAGUGUGUUUCGGGAGGGAUCAGAGUUGGAGUUGACACUUGGAGAUAAGCCCAGUAACGAGUUCGCAACGAGCGAGCAAGAUCUACCGCCGAGCCUGUCGACGGGUGGCUUUGCGUACGAUUCGCAGACCUUGGGUUGUUGA
Molecule: messenger RNA, 2526 nt
Organism: Mycosarcoma maydis (corn smut)
Lineage: Eukaryota; Fungi; Basidiomycota; Ustilaginomycetes; Ustilaginales
Exons: 1
Coding region: 1-2526 (841 amino acids)
Biological process (GO): protein deglycosylation; protein quality control for misfolded or incompletely synthesized proteins; carbohydrate metabolic process
Cellular component (GO): nucleus; cytosol
Molecular function (GO): peptide-N4-(N-acetyl-beta-glucosaminyl)asparagine amidase activity; carbohydrate binding
Source: RefSeq, a predicted model, not a curated record